CGGAGCUUUCGAAUUUAGCGCCGAGUUUACGUGACGUCACGGGCCAAGAUGGCGGGGGCCCCGGUGCUUCCGAACAGGUUGGAGUUUACAUUGACUGUCCCGUUCCCUUCGGAGAAGUUAGCGUGGAUUGCGCAGAGGUCGCUGUCGCCAGAUCCGGAGCCCCGGAAAGGUGGCAUCAGCAAACACGUCUCGGUGACGAAUAGCAUCCUGAAUGUGUCAUGGAUGGCAGAUGAAGCUCGAAUUCUGCGUGUUUCAGUCAGCUCCUUCCUGGAUCACUUGGCUCUUGUAUUGGAAACCAUGGAAGCUUUUGGCCCUCCUCCUGUCUCUGGAUUAAAAUAAUUUUUUUAACGGAAAUAAUUACAGAUUGCAUAUGAUUUUGAUUUGAUCUGCAUAUUCUACAUCAUGCAUUUCUGUUGUCUACCCUUAUUUUAUUCUCCUUCAGAGUAAUUUGAACGUGCAUGCUUUAUUAGAGACUCAUGGUGAAAGUAUGCAUGAGAAAGAAAAAAAAAAAAAAAGAAUGACCCGUGCAACAGCUGGAUUCAUUCAUGGAAAAACAAUUGCAACCUGACAUUGUGUAUAAGCAGUUUAAAGGGGUUUUGGUGCUUGGGUUACUACCAUUGUAUGUGCAGUUGAAAUUCACAGUGGUUAUGCUUAAGUACUGUAGUACAAUGCACUAGUGUGUUUGCAAUAGAUCAUGACAUCCGGUUAUCACUUUGGACUUUAUGUAAUAAGAAACACCAAACAGUGCUACAGAAAUACAUCAAUUAGUUUUAAAAUAUGCAUAGUAAUGAAAUUAUAAGUUACAGUAGUCUGUCUAAUGUGUACAAUUAGUAAUAAUAUCAAAUGUUCACAAAAGACUCUUUAAAGCAGACAGGUGGACAUCAAUGGCUCAUGUGUAUGUGCAGACUUACAAUGGACAAUGCCAAAGACUGAAGUGGCCCUGAACAUGGCAUUGUAAUCGAUACCACACAUGCCAGCAAGAAUGAAUCAAGAACAGCAGCCUCAGUUGGUUCAGUGUGUGAUGGACUGGUGUUCUGUCCUGGCUUGGCUUCGUGCUUUGUGACAAGAGCUACCUUGAUAGACUUGCACAAAAUUCAUUAGGAGUAACAAAAACAUACACAUACAGCUGUAAUGCGGAAAACCAGUUGCCUAAUUAUUGUGAUCGAAAAUAGGACCCCUAACAGUAUUCUUUGACAAGCUAAUAUCCCAGAGUAUUUCUGAAAUUAAAGCAAAAGUGAGACGUUUUAAGCUUGCUUACUUCCCUUUUAGAAACAUUUGAUAGUAUGUAAACAUACUAAAAUGUGUAUGUUUGAAAUGAAAGAAACUUAAGUCAAACGAGUUUAAAUAUUAACAGUUUGUGGAGUGCAGAUUUUUUAUUUUUAUUUUUUAUGUUUGGUAAAGUAAUGUAAUUUACUUUAGUAAAAAGAAAUAAUUUUCACAUCACUAUUCUUAUCUGACAGAAACAAGUCAGUAAAGGGAGUUGUAAAUUUUGUUCUGUAUUACUGUACAGUAUGUGCAGUACCUUUGGGAUUUGCCAGUGUGGGUGUAACAGAUUUGUCAAGUUUUUUCACUUGAAAAUCUUUAUAAUGCAGCCAAGUACAAUUGACUUUAAAAUCCAGUUUUUGCAAUUUUCCAAGUCUUGAAAAUAGGAAAGAGCAAACAAGUGAGUAAUUUUCAGUUUGGUUUUAUUUUUGUACUGGGUAUUUUUAACAAGAAAAUGUGUGCAGUUGUACUGUAUGUUGCAUACAGUAUGGGUAGCUCAACUUGCACAGUGAUGGUCAUUGAUAAAGGUGCUGUUAUAAUGGGCAUUCUUUAGUUUUUUGUGAGUAUUUCUAUCAAUUCUGUUUGUUUUCCUCUGUGAAUCUUAUGCAAACAUUUAUUUUGCUGUACAAAUGUUUUUGAGUAGUUGAAAAUUAUUUUCCAUGUUUCCACUAUAAUACCAUUUUGUUUUCAUAGGGCACCACCAUUUUCAAUCAAUAGCAGUGGCUGUUGCUGGAACAGUUGCUCCCAGAAUUCUCCGUGACUAUGUGACAGGCAAUAUCAUCAGAGCAACCAUAUAUAAGAUCUGGUGCAUGCUUUUGCAAAUUAUCCACAAUGAACAUCCUGUGAGCAAUUAGGAGCAAACUUACAGUGCCCUCUACUAUUAUUGGCACCCCUUGUGGAAAUUAGAAGGAUUAGAAAAAAAUCAGCUGUUUGCUGAAGAAUCCUCCUAUUUCACUGAAGAAAUGAGAAACAUCUGACUUUUAAUUGAAACAAGUUCAUUCAAAAAAACAUAAAGUCCUCAUCAAGAAUUUUUUUAACAAAAACGUAUGUGCCACAAUUGUUGGCACCCUUGCAUUUAAUACUUUGUACAACCUCCCACUGCCAAUAUGACAGCACAGACUCUUUUCUCAUGUAACCUUUUAUAAGGUUGGAGAGUAUACAACAUGGCUUCUGAGACCAUUCUUCUUUACAUAACCUCUCUAGAUCAUCCAGGGUCAUAUGCCCUCUCCUGUGUACCUACCUAUUCAGCUCACUCCUUAGGUUUUCAAUAGGAUUCAUGUCAGGGGACUGAGAUGGCCAAGACAGAACUUUGAUUUUGUGAUCAGUUCACCAUUGCUAGGUUGAUCUGAACACUUGUUUCAGAUCUUUAUCCUGCUGGAAUAUCCAAAUAUGACCCAGUUUUAGUUUCCUGGCAGAGGCAGCCAGGUUUUUAUUUUAAAUCUCCUGAUGUUUCAUGAAAUCCAUGAUGCCAUGCACCCUAACAAUGUUUCCAGGACCUUU
Messenger RNA from Polypterus senegalus (gray bichir), 2763 nucleotides. RefSeq names its product EKC/KEOPS complex subunit LAGE3. Gene Ontology annotation, cellular component: EKC/KEOPS complex. Lineage: Eukaryota; Metazoa; Chordata; Cladistia; Polypteriformes; Polypteridae. The transcript is spliced from 3 exons. The record is from RefSeq and is a predicted model, not a curated record. The coding region runs from base 49 to 339 and encodes 96 amino acids.